This is a messenger RNA of Oryzias latipes (Japanese medaka), 1698 nucleotides long. It is a transcript of the gene atp6ap2, whose product is annotated as ATPase H+ transporting accessory protein 2. Gene Ontology annotation, biological process: positive regulation of Wnt signaling pathway. The record is from RefSeq and is a predicted model, not a curated record. Gene Ontology annotation, molecular function: signaling receptor activity. Lineage: Eukaryota; Metazoa; Chordata; Actinopteri; Beloniformes; Adrianichthyidae. Gene Ontology annotation, cellular component: membrane; external side of plasma membrane.
CUCUGUCACGUGAUCUCCUCUGGGCGUCACGCGGGUCAGCUGAUGAUCGCAGGAAGAAGAUGUCGCUGAGGAGCUCUGUAAGGAUGGAAGCCAUUCUCGCCGUAACGCUUAUCCUCGUCACCGCUGGUGUCCAGGGGGACAGCUUGACAGUGCUGCAGGCUCCAGAGUUUUUGUCUUUUCAGAAAGGAGACUGGCCACUUUCUGGAGAGAAGAUCCCAGACUUGGUGGCUCUAACCAUGGGUUUCUCUGUGGAAGAGGAUCUGUCCUGGCCGGGCCUCCAGGCUGGUCCGUUGUUCCAGCGACCUCGGGCUAACGUCCUGGUGGUCGUGAGAGGAGUUGACAGCCUGGAUUUGCCUCAGAGUGUCGCUUCUUACCCCUUGGAGAACCCCGUGGCCUUCACUCUGGACAGUGUUGCAGAGAUGGUACACUCCACGUUCGCUGAGUACACUCCUGUGGUGCUGCAGCUGGCUCCCAGCGAGGAGAGACUUUACAUGCUUGGCAAAGCCAAUGCCGUGUUUGAAGACCUACCAGUCACCCUGCAGCAGAUCCGGGCUCGUCUGUCUCAGGAUGGCUCAGUGCUCACUUCUUUCCCCCUCAACUCCCUCAGCAGAAAUGCAGAGGCAGAUUUGCUCUUCCUGUCUGAGGUCCAAGUGCUGCAUGAUAUCACAGCUCUGCUGCAGAGACACCGACAUUUGGCCAAGGACAACUCUCCUGACCUGUACUCACUGGAGCUGUCUGGGCUGGAGGAGCUGAGCCGCGUCUAUGGCAAAGACUCUCCUCAGUACCGGGACGCCACAUCCAUCCUUGCUUCUGUCCUUCAGAAGUUUGGAGAGGACAUGUAUCGUCUCUAUGGCAACAGUGCUGCUGUGGAGGUUGUCACGGUGAAAACAUUUGAAGCUCCUUUGACCAGGAAGUCUCGUUCAAUCCUGGAAUCUAAGCAGAUUAGUAACCCUGGCAGCCCGUACAACCUGGCCUACAAGUACAACUUUGAGUACGCAGUGAUCUUUAACAUAGUGCUGUGGAUGAUGAUCGUGCUGGUCCUCGCCGUCAUCGUCAUUGCUUACAACCUGUGGAACAUGGACCCAGGUUAUGACAGCAUCAUCUAUAGGAUGACCAAUCAGAAGAUCAGGAUGGAUUAAAUUCUCACAGUCAUCAUCGCUGUUUUCAGAGUAAAUGUUUGUGUUUUGUGUCGGGCUUUCUUUUGCCAACAAAGAAAACAACAAAACAGGUAAUGUAAAAAAAGAAGAGGCUGUGAUUGAUAGAUUAAAAAAAAAACAGAAUAUUUGUUGGGUUUAUUCCCUUUACUUUCACAGCUCACAUGAUUCCUUCAUAACUUGAGCUCCUCAUGUUUGCUUCACCUGAUCGCCCUGCUGAUUUCUGUGUUUUUUUAUUAUUUGUGCAGUAAAAGUGAUGAUAAAUUUAUGAAAGAAGACUUAUUUGGCUAAUAUGUCGUGCUUGGUUUUUGUGUGAUGCUGUUUAAGUUAAAUACAUAUGUGUAUAUAUUGAGUAUACAGAUACAAAAGUAUGAGGACCUGCUGUAGUCUUAUUGUGAAAAAUGUGUAGAAGGUUGGUUUCACUGUAAUUCCAUUCCAAAUGACUACAUUUUGUUGCAAGGAAACUUGAUCAUAAUGUUUGUUGUUAUGGGUGUAAAAUAAAAGAAGCUCUGUAAAUCGCAAUAAAUAUUGAAUCCUUAAUGAA